GACCAAUGCGGAAGUAGUGGAACAUCACAGCUGCAGUAAGUUUGAUCAUUGGUCUGGUUCAGAUCAAGUAAAUGUCCGUGUUCCACCUGUGAUCACGUCACUCUCCUGACGGCUAGUGUUUCACCCGAGGCCCAGUGGAGAAGAAAAUGAGCUAAGUUUAUUCAGGGCAGGCAGCAUCCAUCAUUUUGCAGAGAUGGUUGGUCUGGGCUUGGCCAAGAGAUUGUUAUCUGUUCAGCUGCUGCUCCUGUGGACACUGCCCAACAUCUCUGACUCCAGAGUGUAUUUGUUUGCUCCUGCUGCCGUCACACUUGAGGAAUACUCUACAGCUAACAUCACCAUUACUUCCAGUUCCCCUGUCAACCAGUCAGCUGUGAUUCAGUUAAACGUCACCUACAGCUCCAAGUCCAACUACACAUCCGUAAUCACAGUGCCUGAGCAGGUGUUGCUGCCAGUUGAAGCAACCUCUGUCAAUUUCAAUGUGACAGCCCGUAAUGUCGGUCAGGUGACCACCCACCUGAUUAGCAACAGCACUGACUUCAACAGCAUGUCGGUCAGGAUCCAUUUUAUGGUUAUCCGUAGCAACAUCCUAUCGGUAAUCAGUCAGGUUAUUGGCUGGAUGUACUUCGUGGCCUGGUCGGUGUCCUUCUACCCACAAGCGUAUGAAAACUGGAGGAGAAAAAGUGUUGUAGGUCUCAACUUCGACUUCCUGGCUCUCAACCUAACAGGCUUCAUCGCUUACAGUGUCUUCAACAUUGGGCUGUUCUGGGUGCCAUACAUAAAGGAGGAGUUUCUGAUGAGAAACCUUAAUGGAAUUAACCCUGUCAAUGCAAAUGACGUCUUCUUCAGUCUCCAUGCUGUCUUUCUUUGUUUGGUGUACAUUAGCCAGGCUGCCUUGUAUGAGAGGGGGGGUCAAAAGGUCUCCUGGACGGCCCUGUGUUUGUUGCUGGUUGCCUGGACGUUUGCUCUGGUCAGCUUGUUUCUAGCUGUAGCAAAACAAAUCACCUGGCUGGAUUACCUCUAUUAUUUCUCCUACAUUAAACUAGCAGUCACUCUUAUCAAAUAUAUGCCUCAGGCGUACAUGAACUACAGUAGACAGAGCACUGAUGGGUGGAGUAUUGGCAAUGUGCUGUUGGACUUCACUGGAGGAAACCUCAGUAUCCUACAGAUGAUUUUACAGUCUUACAACAACGAUGAGUGGAGGCUGAUAUUUGGCGAUCCUACAAAGUUUGGUCUGGGCUUGUUCUCCGUGGUAUUUGACAUCCUUUUCAUGAUUCAGCACUACUGUCUCUACAGACAGCAACCGCAGUACGAGGUUGUCACACAGCAAACAGACUGACGCUGACUCACUGCUGUGUGGACAAAUUGUUUACAAAUGGAUCACAAGGGAGCACAGGACCGAUUUCGGUCCGUCAACAUGAAUGAGCACGCCUGAUCGACCAGCAGAUGAUUUGUGUCACCAAAAAGAAGUGGUGGUGGUGGAUGUCAUCUUGGAUAUGUUGCUGCAGAGCAGCAGCUCUGAGCUCCAAAAUAUCUCAGGAUCAUUAAAGGGAAUUUUUUUUUUAGGAAUGUAUCUACUUUGUUGUUGAAAAAUUGAUGUAUUAAUGUUACACUUUUAUUAAAUUCAGUGUCAUGUAA
Platichthys flesus (European flounder) is the source of this 1635-nucleotide messenger RNA. It is a transcript of the gene ctns, whose product is annotated as cystinosin, lysosomal cystine transporter. Gene Ontology annotation, molecular function: L-cystine transmembrane transporter activity. Gene Ontology annotation, biological process: L-cystine transport. The coding region runs from base 194 to 1336 and encodes 380 amino acids. Gene Ontology annotation, cellular component: lysosomal membrane. The record is from RefSeq and is a predicted model, not a curated record. The transcript is spliced from 11 exons. NCBI's taxonomy places the organism in Eukaryota, Metazoa, Chordata, Actinopteri, Pleuronectiformes, Pleuronectidae.